Xyrauchen texanus (razorback sucker) is the source of this 1818-nucleotide messenger RNA. Its product is annotated as lysophosphatidic acid phosphatase type 6-like. The transcript has 11 exons. Lineage: Eukaryota; Metazoa; Chordata; Actinopteri; Cypriniformes; Catostomidae. The record is from RefSeq and is a predicted model, not a curated record. Gene Ontology annotation, molecular function: phosphatase activity. The coding region runs from base 80 to 1315 and encodes 411 amino acids. Gene Ontology annotation, biological process: dephosphorylation.
CAACUGGUGUAAUCGUCAGUCUGUCUGAAAGGAAUGGGUCCAAUCUAAAAAGUGGCGGAUCUAAACCUGCAGGUGCGUCAUGUGGGCUCGCGUAGGUCUGUUGGGUUCAGUGGCCCUCGGCUCGAUGUUCUGGUCUCAGAAGAAUAAAACAGAACCAUCGCCAUAUGAGCUUAAAUUACUUCAAGUUUUGUUCAGACAUGGGGCGAGAACGCCACUGAAAUCUAUACCGGACGUGUUGGAGGCACAAUGGGUCCCUGAGCUGCUUGAAGCUCCCACUCACACUAAAAUAGACUAUAUGGUUACAGACCUGAAGGGAGGGCCCAGACCCCCAGCUCCUGUUGAGGACAGCUAUAGGGCCAAAAUAUUGACGGGUGGAACUUAUCCUGGGCAGCUGACCACAGUGGGCAUGGAACAGCUUUACGAUCUUGGAGUGAGGCUACGAAAGAGAUACAUACAGGAAUUGCCCUUCCUCACACCUUCUUUCAACCCUAAAGAAGUUUACAUUCGCUCAACUAACAUUGUACGCACCAUUGAGUCAGCCAAGUGUCUGGUGGCAGGACUGUUCCAACAGGAGCAAGCAGGUGUUGUGUCCAUCCUCACUGAAAAGGCAGAGAAGGAAGUCCUAUACCCCAACUAUCAUGGAUGCAAGCUGCUCGGGCUGCUCACUGGUCCCCGCUGGGCGGAGUCAUCCACACUUCCAGACAUUGCAGCAGACUUGCAAAGCAUCCAGUGUGCAUUAGGGGUCGACCCUCAUCAACGCCUUGACUUCAUUCUCAUUAGAGAUGACAUGGUGGCCAGAGAGACCCAUGGCCUACCGAUUCCUACAGCUCUUGAGCACUGGAGGAAUAUUGUGGAGCAGAGAGCUGUAGAUAUGAUCAAUCACAUCUAUGAGCCCAGUAAGAGGCAGAAUUUACAGAUGUGUGUGGGUCCUCUUUUCCAAUUACUCAUAACUAAUAUAGAGGACAAAGUUCAGGGCAUAACCUCGUAUCCAGACAGAAAGUUGUUCCUGUACUCUGUGCAUGACACUACACUGAUGCCAUGUCUCAUGGCCUUGGGGGUUUUUGACAUGAAAUGGCCACCAUAUGCUGCUGACAUCACGCUGGAGCUGUACCAGCACCGUCAAACUAACCAGCACUUUGUUAAAGUCUCCUACAUUGGCCAGGACCAACAAAUCCCAGGCUGCAGUGAUGUGUACUGCCCACUUAAUGAGUUUAAGGAGGCAAUGUCUGUUUACUCUCUACCUGAUGAGCGUUACCAGGCCCUCUGCAACAGUACAGAGGAUCAUGCUAAACAUUUCACUGGCUCUCAAGUUUGACUUUUCAUACAGAAAAUGCACACAUUUUGCACCUGUCUAAGCUUAAAUAACACCUGAAGCUAUUUUCUCUUCUACAUUCAGGAUCAUAUUCUCAAAUGAGCAGCAUUGAAAGACUUAUUUAAAUUUUGUUUCCUGUUUUUAAGGGUGAUUGUAUCAUGACUGAAUGUAUACAGCAAAUUAUGCAUUUUACCACUUGUUUCAAGGUCAGUUAGCAAAUUCUUGCUAUAGGCAUCACAUUAAGUGUAUUUUCAAACUAAAAUAUUGACAAUGUCUGUGUGUGAAUUUAAGCAACUUUUCAAGGGAAAUGUAUGUAAUAGCUUAAGUGCCUUUGUUUCAUGGUCAGUCCAUUGGAAUUUGGUACCAAACUUGCAGCAAUGUCACAUUGUUUUAUCAGUGAUAUCUGAGAUAAUCUUUUAACAUCACAUUUAAGUGUUGUUAAGUGGUAUGCAAGGCGAAAAGAAUAAAAGUCUUUUAUCUUUCAAAUCCACUGCUAUGUUGAUAAA